GAGCAUCAGUAGGUGAUGAGCGUGGAGCAGAGACACGGGGGGGUGGGUGAGGUGAGGGGCGCGUGUUGGAUGUUAUAAGGCGCGUGAAUCUGCUCCACUGUCGCUCAGACCAAGUUGGAGUCGCGCGCGGCGGAGCGUGAAUGAAGAGGGAAGCGGGAUUUGUGAAUGAAUGAAUCACCGAAGUUGAUUCACAGAAUGAGGCGCGUGACCUGACGAUCCACUGACCGGGAACAGACACCGGGAAACCGCGCGCGGCACCAGUUUGUGCGCAUUUUCAGCGCGCGCCUCUCUGAAGAUACUCUUAUGUCGAGUCUCUACAGGACUCAUCCUAUUAUAAUAACAACAAUAAUAAUAAUAAUAAUUAAAGUCACGUGUCCAGCAGCAGCGGGAUGCCGGUCACUCCAGCGCCAGUCGCUCCGGUGCCGUCGCGCGCAGCCGUGCGUCCUGGCCGCGGCGCGUAAUCCUGGAGAGUGGACAGACGCUCCGCGCCAACGCGACCCGAUGAGACUCGUCGACGCGCGGCAUCUCCCGCAGCUGAUGUCGCUGGAGGACCAGGAGCCCACGAUGGUGGGAGGAACCAGCAUGGGCGCGCGGAACUCCACGCCCGCGGCGACGGCGGCGGCGGCGGAGGAAAGCGCGGGCGGCGCCGGGCAGCAGCCGCAGUCUUUCCCCUGGGUGGUGACGCUGUUGGCCGGCGUCCUCAUCACCACCAUCGUGGUCGAUGUUAUCGGGAACCUGCUGGUUAUCGUGUCCGUGUUCAGGAACAAGAAGCUCAGGAAAGCAGGAAACGCCUUCGUGGUGAGCCUGGCGCUCGCCGACCUGGUGGUGGCCAUCUAUCCCUACCCGCUGGUCCUGACCGCCAUCUUCCACGACGGCUGGAUCGCCGGCUACAUCCACUGUCAGAUCAGCGGCUUCCUCAUGGGCCUCAGCGUCAUCGGCUCCAUCUUCAACAUCACCGGCAUCGCCGUCAACCGCUACUGCUACAUCUGCCACAGCCUCAAGUACGACAAGCUCUUCUCCAACAGCAACACCAUGUGCUACGUGGUGCUGGUGUGGGCGCUCACCAUCCUCGCCAUCGUGCCCAACUGGUUCGUGGAGUCGCUGCAGUACGACCCGCGCGUGUACUCAUGCACCUUCGCGCAGUCGGUCAGCUCGCUGUACACCAUCACCGUGGUGGUGGUGCACUUCAUCCUGCCCAUCGGCAUCGUCACGUACUGCUACCUGCGCAUCUGGAUCCUCGUCAUCCAGGUGAGGAGGAGGGUCAAGCCGGACUCGCGGCCCAAAAUCAAGCCGCACGACCUCCGCAACUUCCUCACCAUGUUCGUGGUGUUCGUGCUCUUCGCCGUGUGCUGGGCGCCGCUGAACUUGAUCGGCCUGGCGGUGGCGCUGGACUCGCGGCUGGGCCGCUCCAUUCCGGAGUGGCUGUUCACGGCCAGCUACUUCAUGGCGUACUUCAACAGCUGCCUCAACGCCGUCGUCUACGGCGUCCUGAACCACAACUUCAGGAAGGAGUACAAGAGGAUCGUCCUCAUCGUCUUCAAUUUACGCUGCUGAGACGUUUGUGACUUUUAACGAACAAGGAAAAACAGCCGCGAAUGGAAGAGAGUGGACUUGGCAGAAAGGAAUAAAUGAGGCUUCACAACAGAGAAAGAUUUCCUGGACGUUGGAUUAUCCAAACACUGUGACGCACCAACUCCUCCAUUAACUCAAGUCGAGGCAGAAACACAAACAUUGACGCUGUUCCUGUCGCCUCCAUCGAGGUUCACGGAGGAGAAAAAGUGACUCGUAAUAAAUUACUUUUUUCUUUCUACGUUAACGAGAAAAAACUAAAAUUGUGCUGUGGGGAAAAAUGGUUGAUUUACAUCUGAACGUCAAAGUUUAACACGAGGCUCUGUUUCUUUACACAAACUAUUUCCAUCAUAAUAGAAAUUGAAAUUUUUUGGUACGGUGGCCCUGAGAGUUCAAAAUAUGUCAGAAAAGACACAAAAUGACACGACAAAUAUUAAUUUAGCUCAUUUUUCAACACAAACCGAUGAGUAGUGAUUUCAUAUUUAUUGUGUUUUGAUUAUUUUCAUUGGCAGCAGUUGAGUUGAGCUCUCAGGGCCACCGUAGAUCUGAGGAAGAAGCCAAACUCUCAAAGAAAGAACUAAAGAAAAGUGGAGGUUGGACAGAGAGGCCACAAUUAAACUCAAUCCAUCUUAAUCCAGCGUAAUUUCCCCUCGACAAACUUUCUCAAACUGUGUUCGAAAUCCACCAAAAAAGGUCCUCAAAAUCAUACAAAUAAAACCAAUUGACAUUGUUGGUCUUGCUCAUGCAAGAGCCAUGUAGAGACAACUUCCUCUUACUCCCAGAUUUCAAAAUAAAAGCACUUGUGCCAUAUUUGGGCUCCCACAAAUCUUAGUGCCAGAAGAACUUUCUGAGCUUCACCAUUUUUACAUAAAUGUGACAAAAUUCAUCCUAAUAUGUCCAGAUGUCGCUGAGAUAAACACAUAUGAAGUCGUCCUGUGGGACUGAACCAUGUUUUGCUCAAUAGGACGUCAUCGGUGGGUCGAUUCUUACCAAAAUUCAAUGGGAACAUACUUCCUGUGAUCACCUACCCAUCACAAAAAAAAAUCACAUUGAUCUGUCAAUAAAAUGCAGACAGGGAGUUGCUAAAAGAAGGACAAACUUUCAGAAAACAGUCUUAAUCAUUUCCCGUCGUUUCGAGUAUGAUUUUAUUCUUAAAUCUGUAAUAAAGCCAUGUUCCUGAUGCAAAAAGACGACCUCAACACCAUCGUUCACAAACAACUGCACCUCGGUUAUUGACGAGUGAAUUUACCUUGUAACGUUGAGCGGUGUAGCAUCUACCUCAUCAUCAGGACUCAUGCGGGACACAGGACAGAGCGUUGGACGGGGUGAAGACAGUUUGUUUGUGUCCCAGUUUCUUCUCCUGAGAGCGACAGAAAAAAACAAAGUGAGUUUGAAGAGAUCUCAGGUUUCACACGUUUAACACAUGAUAACAGGAUUGUCAAAGACGCAACACUGUGAAUCCUUUAUUUUUGUAAGUCCGUCAUAUUUACUUUACUUUAAGUUCCUACCUCCAGUUUUAGUCUAAUUCAGUGGUUCCCAAAGUCUGGGUGGGGACCCACAGAUGGGUCGCGGGAGAUUCUUUUUGGGUCCCCACACAAAUCCUCAAACUUUCCGUGAAUAUUUAUGUGAAUGUGUCAUACAUACAUAACAUACAAUGAAGUUUUAAGUCAUUUCCACAACACAUCUUGGAAGUUAUUUGUUUAGCGAUGCUUAGCGAGUCUUUCCGUUCACAUCACACCUCCACCGUUUCUGCUGCUCAGGCCCCGACAACGUGUUUCCACAGCGACGCUACGCUGAGACACUGAAGCCGAGGAAGAGACGGGAGGAAUCUGUCAAACUGUCACAAAUUACAUUUACACCUGUCACAGUUCAGGAGUCUGACAGUGGAGACAGUGAUGGACAAGCACAUGUUAAUGUCACUGCGUCUGACAGAUUUACCACGUCUGAGGGAAAGGGUCACAGCAGCAGACUCCAUUUACACCUGACGGAGAGAUAGAUGGAUGGAUGGAUGGAUGGAUGGGUAGAUACCCUGAAACAACACCUUGUGUUUUCACUGGCCAUUGGCCGCUAGCAGUUACAGCUACCUCACUGAUUUAGAACGUGAAUUCACUGUGGUCACGAUGUGUCUAAAGACUGUCCUUUAGCUUCCAAUUGUUAAAAUUCGGGUUUUAGACGAGCGUAAUCGGCCGUUCUCAACCGUCGUCUUCGUCUACUGGACUUUAAAUGGGUCAGUGAAGCUGGUCUGUAGUUAGGCCCACUGGAUCGCGAUCCAUUGCCGGUUUAUCUACAAUAGUUUCGCAUGGUCGAGCUAAAUCUGAUUUCGAAAUGACAGACGUUAAUGUAAAUAAAAAUGUUAUCGUCUUGUUAUUGGGUUUAUCUUGCACCAGCUUCUUAAUCGAACCCAAUCCGUUUGCUCGGAAAGUCUGGUUCGUUUGGGGAGGUGGGAACACGCAAACAAACUCUGAAACGUAGGUCUCGGAUUUGAUGCAGCGCCAUGCCACAAAAAAGCCAAAAAAUGCCUGGUAAAUGAAAACCUGGAAGUGUCGCACAAACGUCUACUUACUUGUUUUUGCCGAAAGUAAGCUCAGUGACCUCCUUCUUUCUUUCUUUGUACCGUCAAACACAGAGGACGUCGUCUGUGACCACCUGAAACUCCACAAACACGUGUAGAACUCAAGAAAACAAAAGGCUUUGUUAUGUUGCUGCUUGAAGCGUGGACUUGUUUAUCUCACCCCAGACUCUUUCACCUCCUCACAUCUUCGGGUUUCUUCCUCCCAGGGACACGAGCAGCACAGGUGCGAGGGCAGGACUCUCCAGAUCCCGUGAUAAUCCGAUGUGAAGGCAUUUCUGUCACACUCCCACAAACGCGUCCGUGUGUGACUCUAACGGCAUAAAACCAGACGGGACCCGGCGUCUCUGCCGCUCAGAAGCAAUACUGUGUUUGAUCGCUGCUGCACACCCGCUCUCGAUCUGAAUAUUCGACAUGAGAAUGAGCCAAAUGAUGGUUGUUAUGAGCAGGAUUCUGACCACAUCACUGUGUUUCACACUCCGAAUGUUGCGUGUGUGUGUGUGUGUGUGAAUCAGCAAUCCCAUUUCAAUGACCUCGCUCUGUGUGUGAGACUUGUUCUUCCUGAAUAUAAAAAAAUGGGUAAAUUAGGACCUUUAAAACAGCAGCAGGUUUGGUUAAUGAAGGGACACUGAGUGUAAACAAUAUAUUGUCUUAUCCUAAAACCAGGACAUUUAAUCUGAGGGGGGGAUUUUGACUAUAAAUGCUUUUUUUGGUCUGAUAUUUGGAGAAGGUACAGUCACUUCCUGCCCGGCCAUUUCCAGUAAAGUGUCGGCCAAAGAUGUAGAGAUGUUCAGCGGAAUUUAAUGUUGAAUCCCUCAGUGCUAACUGCUUAAAGACAACAUAAACAUAUGAAAUCUAUAUUGGAUGUUUUAACAGCUAAUGUUAACCUUAAAAAGUCCCAAAUUUCCACUCAACAAAAACCAAGGAGCUAGCUUAAAUUUUGACAGGAAGUGUUAAGUGAUUCGUAGGGUCAAGCGUGAGCUUAUAGUUGUUACUUUUGGGGACAGCCAGGCUAGCAGUUUCAUCAUGUAUCUAGAAUUUAUGCUAAACUAAGCUGCUACUUGCAUAUUUUUGGAAUACUUUUAUUUUAUUAAGAGGGUUUUUUUGAGAUUAAGGACAACACAGAGCUACAGAUAGCA
Messenger RNA from Solea solea (common sole), 5277 nucleotides. RefSeq names its product melatonin receptor type 1A like (gene mtnr1al). Gene Ontology annotation, cellular component: membrane. Gene Ontology annotation, biological process: G protein-coupled receptor signaling pathway. The transcript is spliced from 2 exons. NCBI's taxonomy places the organism in Eukaryota, Metazoa, Chordata, Actinopteri, Pleuronectiformes, Soleidae. Gene Ontology annotation, molecular function: melatonin receptor activity. The record is from RefSeq and is a predicted model, not a curated record. Bases 304 to 1554 code for a protein of 416 amino acids.